Anopheles coustani is the source of this 753-nucleotide messenger RNA. RefSeq names its product chymotrypsin-1-like. Gene Ontology annotation, molecular function: serine-type endopeptidase activity. The transcript has 4 exons. Gene Ontology annotation, biological process: proteolysis. Bases 1 to 753 code for a protein of 250 amino acids. NCBI's taxonomy places the organism in Eukaryota, Metazoa, Arthropoda, Insecta, Diptera, Culicidae. The record is from RefSeq and is a predicted model, not a curated record.
AUGGCUCGUUUGCAGCAGUUCGUGUUGAUGUUGAGCGCCAUUCUGGUGGUUGCGGCAGCUAUCGCUGGUCCGGAUAGGCGUGUCGUCGGUGGCAUCGAUGCAGUGGCCGGUGACGCCCCGUGGAUGGUUUCGCUGCGCAAUUCCAUCAACAUACAUCAGUGUGGAGGUACCUUGCUCAGCAACCGGUUCGUUCUUACGUCGGCCCAAUGUCUAUCGGGACGGUUGGCAACGGCCACGAUGGCUGUGGCUGGUUCCCGUUUCCUGAACACUGUUGCCGUACCCUACUGGGGUAUUCAAAUCAUCACCCACCCGAACUAUAACGUCAACACGCUCGAGAACAACGUGGCCCUGUUCCAGACGGCUCUGCCUUUGAUUCUGACGCAGUCGAUCCAACCUCUGGCGCUUUCAGCGGAAGUGAUCGGAACUGCUGUCCGAGCUCGUGUCUUCGGAUGGGGCGCUUCCCAGGCUGGAGGUAGCAAUACCAACGCUCUUCAGUUCCUCAACGUCAACACCCUCAGCAACGAGGACUGUGCCAACUUCCUGGGAGCCGAAGGGUGGCGCGUUGGACCAUCUUCGCUGUGCACGCUGACGCGCGAGGGUCAGGGUAUCUGCGAUGGUGAUGAAGGUGGCGCGCUUGUGUUAGACAACUACGCCAUCGGGGUGGUAUCCUGGGGCAUUCCCUGUGCGGUUGGUCGUCCGGAUGUGUUCACGCGUAUCUCCUCCGUGCGCAGCUGGAUUCUUAACUUCAUCUAA